AUGCAAACUAGUCUAGCUGAGCAUCCUCUUCCAACUUAUGGCUAUGCUUUAUUGUUUUCUAUUCUUGGUUACUUGGGUAUUGAUGUGGUUCUAAGUUUAAUUAAAGAGUAUGGUGCAUUAAUCUGUGUGACUGUGACGACAUGUCGAAAAGUUAUAACAAUUGUAUUAUCAUUUACAUUUUUUUCAAAACCAUUUGUUUUCGAUUAUGUUUGGUCCGGUUUAAUUGUUAUUCUUGGUAUUUAUCUCAAUGUUUAUAGUCGAAAUCAAACAGCAUUUAAUGCGAAAAUAUCAUCGUAUACUAAUAGUUUAUUAAGUUUAUUUCGGUAG
Rotaria sp. Silwood2 is the source of this 327-nucleotide messenger RNA. The record is from the annotation of a GenBank genome assembly. Lineage: Eukaryota; Metazoa; Rotifera; Eurotatoria; Philodinida; Philodinidae.